Lolium perenne is the source of this 2304-nucleotide messenger RNA. RefSeq names its product cyclin-T1-4. Lineage: Eukaryota; Viridiplantae; Streptophyta; Magnoliopsida; Poales; Poaceae. Gene Ontology annotation, molecular function: cyclin-dependent protein serine/threonine kinase regulator activity. Gene Ontology annotation, biological process: regulation of transcription by RNA polymerase II. The record is from RefSeq and is a predicted model, not a curated record.
UCCAACCUCAGCCAUCUGGCCCCCUCUCAAGCAGCAGGCUAGUUAGCAGCCAGUAGCGAGUCGCGGAGGCAGGCCGGCGGCAGCUCGCCGUUUUAGAUCUCCACUUCGCACUCGCAGGUGGCAGCAGCACCCACCCAAGUUGGAACAGGACAUCAACAUUGUCAAUUGGAGAGGUUUGGAGCUGCUUCGGCAUCCUCAGGAGAGCAAACCAGAAGCGCCUGGUUGGGCAGUUCUUGACGGAUAAAAACGUACUACGUUCAUCAUUUUGCGUGGAAUUAGUUGGGAGAUUUCAUGGCUAUGCUCCCAAUUGAUUCGUCCCAUCAUGGAAUUGUGGAAAAUAGCCCCUACAGAAUUACGAAGAGUGGGAAUGAGGAAGUUGGUAAACUUGGUGCUUCAUGGUAUUUCACUAGAAAGGAAAUAGAAGAGAAUUCUCCAUCCAAGAAGGAUGGCAUUGAUUUAAAGAAAGAGUCUUACCUUCGAAAAUCGUACUGUACGUAUCUGCAAGAUUUGGGGAUGCGGCUGAAAGUGCCUCAAGUGACGAUUGCUACAUCUAUUGUUUUCUGUCACCGUUUUUACCUUCGUCAAUCUCAUGCAAAAAAUGACAGACGAACAAUCGCUACUGUUUGCAUGUUCUUGGCUGGAAAAGUUGAAGAAACACCUAGGCCUUUGAAGGAUGUAAUCAUGGUUUCUUACGAGCUUAUUCAUAAAAAGGAUCCUGCUGCUGGUCAGAAAAUCAAGCAGAGGGAAGUAUAUGAUCGGCAAAAAGAACUUAUUUUACUUGGAGAGCGAGUUGUACUUGCAACACUUGGUUUUGACCUUAAUGUGCACCAUCCUUACAAGCCCCUGGUUGAAACAAUAAAGAAAUUCAAGAUUACUCAUAACGCGCUUCCUCAAGUUGCCUGGAAUUUUGUCAAUGAUGGGCUGCGUACAUCACUUUGCCUGCAAUUCAAGUCUCAUCAUAUUGCAGCAGGUGCUCUCUUUUUGGCUGGUAAGUUUCUCAAAGUGAAGUUUCUUCCAGAUGAUGGUGAGAAGGCUUGGUAUCAGGAAUUCGAUGUGACACCAAGACAGCUGGAAGAGGUUAGCAAUCAAAUGUUAGAGCUGUAUGAGCAAAACCGUGUAGUGCAGUCACAGCCAACACAUGGGAAUGAAGCUGAAGGGAGCUCUGCUAUUGUGCCUAAUCAAGGAAUCUCUGUAAAAGCUCAAGCGAAGUCCGAGGAACCUCCUGUUCUUGGGCAUCAUCAAGCAUCUAAACAGUCAGAUUCCAAUCAUUCUACCUCAACAGGUGUUCCAAUUCACAAUGGUGCCGAGGACUCAGAUCGAAACAAGCAAAUCAAUAGCCAGAGAAGUCUGCAAAAUGUCAGUGGUGACCAUGGAAUCGACAAAACAAGCUGUCAGAGUGGAGUUGGAGUUGGUGCUGGUAUAAACGACGGUAUGCAUGAUGACACAAAGUCCUUGCCAGGAAGUUCCAGAUCCAGUGACAAAUCUGAUAUUCCAAUGGAAGAGCAGAAGCCUUUUCUAUCGCAUGCUAGUUCAUGUGAAACCAGAGAUGGUAAUCUCAGUAGCGGUGAUGUUCCCAGUGUCUCAUCCUCCAUGAUGGAUGCCAUGAAUAAAAUUGACAAGGAUAAGGUCAAGGCAGCUCUGGAGAAGCAAAGAAGAUUGAAAGGUGAUGUUGCUAGGAAUGUAGAUGUGAUGGAUGAUGAAGAUCUACUAGAGAGUGAAUUAGAACGCGGUGUAGAAUUGACUGUUGAGGAUGAGAAGAUCAAGUCUGGUGAUGUUGCAGAAAAUGGGGACCAUGGGGAGCAGAAUGUGCCAGAGGCUGAGGUUCUGGUGGACGUUAAAGAAGAGUGUUCUCCAGCCAAGAGAAAUGAUGGUUUUGAGCAAGUCCCAGAACCCUCAUGAUGCACUGAAGCACAGCGAGGGCCAUGAUAAUGCUCAGCUUUUUGGUAGACAUGCAUAAAAUGCCUCAGCCAGUCGACCUGAAGGUUGAUGGGCUAGAAUUGGUGGAAUUCUUGGUAUAAAGAUAGGCACAUGUUACUGGGAUAGAUGCAGCUGCUCCGUUGACUGUUACUGGGACAUCCAGGUCUAAUGUUUGUACCCAGAUGUUUUUGUAACCAUGGAUCUCUACUGUUUUUUUUUUUUUUUUUUUUUUUUUUUUUUGCGGAAUCUCCUGCUGGCAAUAUCUCAUGUGCCAAUAACAUUAGAUCUUAAGUGCUGUAGCAAAGCUUCUAAUUCCAUUAGCAUAGAUUCUUCACGGCUGUAUUUUAGACAUCAUUGGAUCUGAUAAGCCUUAGAAUUGUACAUUUU